Cyprinodon variegatus (sheepshead minnow) is the source of this 3622-nucleotide messenger RNA. RefSeq names its product dual specificity protein phosphatase 3-like. The record is from RefSeq and is a predicted model, not a curated record. The transcript has 3 exons. Gene Ontology annotation, cellular component: cytoplasm. Gene Ontology annotation, biological process: negative regulation of MAPK cascade; protein dephosphorylation. Bases 171 to 827 code for a protein of 218 amino acids. NCBI's taxonomy places the organism in Eukaryota, Metazoa, Chordata, Actinopteri, Cyprinodontiformes, Cyprinodontidae. Gene Ontology annotation, molecular function: protein tyrosine/serine/threonine phosphatase activity; MAP kinase phosphatase activity.
CAUUUAUUAUUUAUUUGGGGGCAAGGGAACCACCCAAAGGGAACGAAAAAAGCUUAACUCCGCCCUUGCAGCUGUCGCUCCCUGUGCAGCUCGCCUGUUUUGGAAAAACAGCUGACCGCUCGCUGCUCUACGGUAAACCGACACCUGCCUGCCGCCUCACUGCCGUCGAAAUGCGCCUGUUGGAGGUCCUGCUGCACCCCUCCUCAGACAUGAAGAACAAACAUAAGAGGGAUGUGAAGACAGCUCUUCCUGAUCGCUUCAACAUGUCCAGCUUCGAGGUUUCUCUGCAGCAACUCAACGAUCUACUGACGGAUGAGAGCGGCUUCUACAGCUGGCCCACCAAACACUUCCAUGAGGUUUAUCCACGGAUCUACAUCGGCAAUGCAUUUGUUGCAACAAACGUGAUGCGCCUUAAGCGUCUAGGCAUCACUCACAUCCUGAACGCAGCAGAGGGAAACUCCUUCAUGCACGUCAACACAAGUGCCGACUUCUACGCCGGCUCAGGAAUCGUUUACCAUGGCAUCCCAGCCAACGACACCGACCACUUUGACAUCAGUGUCUACUUUGAAGAGGCUGCAGACUUUAUAAAGAAGGCCCUGGCUUAUAAAAAUGGAAAAGGAAAGGUGUACGUCCAUUGCAGGGAAGGUUACAGCCGCUCACCUACCUUGGUCAUCGCUUACCUAAUGCUUCACCAAAAAAUGGAUGUCCACUCCGCUCUGGCCAUGGUGCGACAGAAAAGGGAGAUUGGACCCAAUGACGGCUUCCUUCGGCAGCUCUGUAGGUUAAACCAAAGGUUGGCAGCUGAGGGGAAACUAUGGAACAAAUAAGUAACACAAGACUAAAGUAUGCUCAGUUGCAGAUGGCAUAGUUUCCACUUGUUUGAAUAUCGUAUGGGCCACUGGCCUGUGAAGCAAUGUUCUGAACAAAAUGACAGUACUUUCCUUCUGACUGAGGAGGGAAGCAGCAUUGUUUUGUCUCUACUGUACAGAGCAGAUUAACACAUUUUACACAUGAAUGGUGUUUAAAUUAUGCUCACAUGAACUUGCAUCUGGGUUAUUCACUAGCAGAUUAAUCUGGCCCUUUUAGAAGAUACCAGGAAUGUUCUGAAAUUAUCUAAUUAUUCCAGGUUUAUAAAAAAAAUGGAAAACUGACUCUUAAUGAAAAGUUCUAACAUUUGCAGAAAUCUCCUUUGGCCAAAACAAAAACAAAACUAAAGGCAUACAUGAAGUAUGUUUUUAAGACUGUACUUUGAGCUAGGGUUGGACACAUUUGCUUUGAGUAACUCCUUUUAAUUAGCAUUGCCCCGAUACUGAUACCCGAUACCUGGCUGUGCAGUAUUGGCCGAUACCGAUACCAUCUGUUUGAAAUUGAUGUGUCAUGUGUGUAUAUAUGAAGAACUGCAUAGUACUUGAAUGUAAAGUAACUGCCAUCAUUGCUUUGUCAAGCGCCUGCCUACCUUUGUGAAGCAGGAAAAAAAAACUAAUACAAAGUGAAUCCUGUAGAACUUUUUAUUGCCUACCUGGAAAGGGUGACAAUAGUUAAAUAAACAUUGCUCUCAAAAUGGUAUCGGUGCCCUAUUUGUUGUACUCGCCGAUUCUGAUACCACCAUUUUAGUGCUGUAUGGUGCCCCACCUGAUACUGGUAUCGUUAUCGGUGCAACGCUAUUGCUAAUAAUGGUUAACAUACUGUAAAAUUGAUCAUUUAUGACAUGUUUUGUGAAUAUUCGAUUUAUUAGAGUUUGGUGUUUUUGUUGUUUUUCCUUGAGGUUUCCAUUUUUUUAAUAGUAUAAUGCUGUAACACCUAUGGUGAGAAGUAGAAAAUAGAUUCUGUUGCUGUCAAAUCUAGUCUAAUCUCUCAUCUUCACUUCUAGCUAUUGGCACUUUGUUUGGCCCUUGUCCUGCAAACACUGCCAACGCUCUCAAUCACAGCUUCCCUCACUGUGAAUUUUCAUGAUGAAUCAGGAAAAUUUUAAAAACUAGAGGAUUUUAAUAAAAUAUUUUUUUCUAAUGUUUUAUGUGUGAAGGAACUUAACAAUCCUGAACAGUAUUGCACUUAGGAAGCUAUUUCAGAAGUAUUCCUGAAUAUUAUGCUGUCUUUAUGAAAAUUUUAGUGUUUUCAAUGACAAAAUAGCUGAAGUCAUUAUCACAAUGUGAAAAAAUUAAUUGUUGUGAAUUAUAACAUUAACUUUAUUUGUAGCAAACCAACUGAUCAAGAAUAGUAAAAAAAAAUCUACAUUAGAGAUGUUGUAAAAACAGUCCUAGGUUUGAUUCAAAACUACUUUAUUGAUCAAAUGGAAAAUAAAUAAUGUGGAGAGUCAAGUUAGCAUACAUAGUUAAGCCUUUUGUGUGGUAAUGUAACUAAAAUAGGUAAAUUAUUUGCUUUGAAUUCUAGCCUUAUUUCAUAAAAUAUAAUGACUUAAAUCACAAAGCAUUAAAUAAAAAUGUUGAAGUAAGCUACCCAAAGAAUUGCAUAAUUCACUUUAUAUAAUUUCUUCUAGUAUAAUAAUGUAAAAUGCCCUUUAAGCUUAGCAUAAACGCUGCAUUUUGUACUUUUUUACUAAGAUGACUUAUCUAAAACCUCAAUAUAUAGACCUGACAAAGGUAAUAUUUAAUUUAUAUCAAAAGAGUGAUAUAAAGCUUUAUGCCCAUCCAUCUAUCCAUUUUUUCUCACGUUUCAUCCCAGCUGGGGUCGCAAGGGGUGCUGGUGCCUAGCUCCAGUUGUCUACGUGUGAGAGGCGGGGUACACCCUGGACAGGUUGCCAGUCUAUUGCAGGGCAACACAGUCAUCAGCCUAAUGUCAAAAUAAUUCUUUAAUUAACUUUGAACAUAAACCUUUUUUAGUGUUUCUGUAACAAAGCUAGCUAUCUUGAAAACCAAAUCUGUGUUGAUGUAAAACAUGAGUUGGAAAUGUGCACAAAAAAUGUAUUCCAUUAGGAUUAAAUGAUUGUGUAUGACCUUGAAUCUGGAUUAGCUCAUAUAAAAAAUUACCUAAGCUUAAACUGUGUUUUAGAGAUUGUUUUAAGUGUUGUUAGCCAAAAAACUAGCCCCUCCUUUUAGUUUUCCGACUUACAUUAUCAAUAUUUUAUCUAGUUAUAACAACCAUUAUUCCACUGUAUAAUAAUUUCUAUUAUUAACUGUGAAAUAUAUAGCCUAGUAUUGCAUAACUUUAAGUAGAAUUCUUAGAAAAAACAUUUGAAAAAAAAUGGAUUCCUAUAAGAAAAUGCUAAUCAUGUUUCUUUCACUGAGUAAUUGCAACUGUAGACUGAAUGUAAGUAGGACUUCCAGAAUGUUACUAAGCCAAACUGUACAUUUUCAACAUGUGGUUAGCCAGUUUUGCACAGUGGAGUGUUUACUUGUUAGCAUUUUAAAUGCAGUUUUAUAUUGUACAGCUGCAUGUUUGCCAAAGUGUUGCUUACAGUCCUUAAUGGACAUGCCUGUCUCUGUGUAUUUAAUGUGCAUUAUUAAGAGUGCAUUAUCUGUCACAGUGUCCACUUUAUUGUGCCUGUAGCGUGUGACUCAUCAUCUACAUUACUAAGUGGGAUGUGAUGUAAACGAAUUGGUCAAAUCAGAAGAGCAAGUCUCACAGAUUGUGACACAGCUUUGAAAAAGUGCAUAUAAUGACA